Messenger RNA from Coregonus sp. 'balchen', 23467 nucleotides. Lineage: Eukaryota; Metazoa; Chordata; Actinopteri; Salmoniformes; Salmonidae. The record is from the annotation of a GenBank genome assembly.
AUGGCAGGAGGAGGAGGAGGAGGAGGAGGAGGGAGGGAGGGAGAGAUGGUAAGUGAGAGAGACAUGGCGGAGGUGCUGAGGAAUAGACAGCUGAAGAGGCUGGCUGAAUCCUGUUAGCUUCAGCUCAGCAAAGGGAGGCGGUGGUAAUGGAGCUCGACAUCUGUUUUGUUGUUUGUAUUUUGCAGUGUUCCAUGGAAUCACCCUACAGGGGAUAAAGUAGUCCGUUAUAUUGAGUAAUGAUGAAUCAUGAAAGGCUUAGCUCUGAAGUUGGUUAAGUGCAUCCUCUAACUCCUCCUCCUCAUGCCCUGCACACUAGCAAGAUCAGAUUGAUAUUCAGAUAAAACAAACAUCCUCCUCAGGGUCUGUUGGGAUUAGCUAUUUUAGGAAAACAAAUACAUCCACUAUUGUCACGCUGCUUCAUGAUUAACUGACUCUGACAUAUUAUUCUUAUCAUAUCAAGUCAGACAGCAGGAGUCACAAUUUCGUCUUCUCCUUUAGCUGAAAUAUUGAGUGGCUUCAUAAAAAAGCCAUUCUUGUGAUGGUUGUUAUGAUAUGGAUUAUUCAUACAGGUGAUAAUGCUCCAGUUGGACCCAUAAUGAUAGAGAACGGGUCAGUAGGUCAUUAGGACUGGCCAUGCGGGCAUCUGGGUGGCAGUCCAGUACCACAUUCCACUGUGCCCUCCGAGAAAAGCAUUUGAUGUUCAUUUAUCCAACUCUGUGAUUCCAAAUUGACCUUUUUCCCUAAGUCCCUUUUCUAAACUGCAUCUUUUGGAGAUGAAUUGAAGGGAGGCGUUCAGUGUGGAUUAGAAGGACGCCUUUGAAUAUUAAAGCCCUGAACAUGGGGGUGCUUGGCAUCGGCAGGGCAGGCGGGCGGGCACGAGAUUAAUGAAUAAUGAAUGGAUCAGUUGAUGUCAGAGCGCGUGGAAAAAAGUAUUGGUUGCCUAAAGUGAUCCCCAAUAUAUAGAAGGUGACAGUGGUACCUUUUAUCUUAACAGACCUGCUUUCAUUGUGUCAAAUUGCCUCAUUGUCACCCUUACUGGUUAUCAUAUGUGAGACUACACGUGCACAGACACACACACACACACACACACACACACACACACACACACACACACACACACACACUUAAUCCUGUGUGCUCCUCUUCUCUCUGAACCACUCUCACCUGAGCGUACCGCUGAGAGCCUUCCACUCAAAUAGAGCUCUUGACAUCUGUUGGUGAAUGCAGGCUUUGAUGUUAAGAUCCAGGCAUUCUGCCAUCAGAGGAAGUGUGCCCAGGCUGACUGAAUUAGGUCCUUCUUUCUCCUCCUCCUACGAAAUGCCAGGGUCUUGUCAUCACCCACAAUCCCUAUAUGGGCUGAUAUGCAUAUUGGGAUAUGAAAAGAAUAUCUAAGAUUUCUGAUCUAAAUUGCAAAAUGAACAUACGUUUUGAUGCUGUCUUAUGCAGCAAACCUUUUCAGCUCAGAAAGGUGUGGGUUAUUAAUAGGUUUGUUGUUAGAAACCUGAAUCUCUAGAUUGAUUGACCCAUUGAGUUUAACCCAUUACAUUUACAUCAUUUAGCAGACGCUCUUAUCCAGAGUGACUUACAUGAGCAAUUAGGGUUAAGUGCCUUGCUUAAGGGCACAUCGACAGAUUGUUCACCUAGUCAGCUCGGGGAUUAGAACCAGCGACCUUUCGGUUACUAGCACAACGCUCUUACCCACUAAGCUACCUGCCACCCUAGUAUGGCUCAUGUUUUGUUUCUUUUUGUCUGUAUUGCAGUGAAGAAAGCCAAACUCGAUGGACCCCAAGGUGAGUUGAGACACGUUUGACCAUGUUUUACUUAGUCUUAAAAAGUCUUAAACACUGGUUUGUUUUACAGUAACACUGAUAUUCCUCAUUGUUCCACAGAGAAAUUUAACACCUACGUGACGCUUAAAGUGCAGAAUGUCAAGAGCACCACCAUUGCGGUGCGGGGAGCCCAGCCAUGCUGGGAGCAGGACUUCAUGUUGUGAGUCUUGUUCCUCCUCCUCCUCCUCCUCCUCCUCCUCCUCCUCCUCCUCCUCCUCCUCCUCCAUCUCUCCCUCUAUAGGAAAUACUUACUAGUUUCUCUCUCUACACGUUGAGCUGCCCUGGGUCCUAAGUGCUCUGUCAGUGAUGAGACUAGAAGGCUCUGGAGGCCUGAUCUCAGAUACAAGAUAUGCAACUGUUGAGAUUCCCAAGGCAGUGUGAGCUAGGCAGCCAGUCAUCCAUCCAUGCAGCCGGGCAAGCAGUGACACUAAUGUGUUAACACCAGAGUGCACACAUGUUGUGUAACACGGACUGCAGAGACUCCUGAAUAAAUGUUUUAAUUAGUGACGUUUAAGGUGCCCAACAGAGCCACUCUCACUGGUUGGAGUGCUACAGUCAAGGGACAGGAGUUCAGAUGAAGCCUUGGAUAGGGCAUUUCUUACAGAGUCAAAAUUAUUUCAUAACUGAAAAUAGGAACAGGAAGUUGCCCUGAAAUAGCAGAAGAUUUAAUAAAAGGGUUGUUCCACGAAAUGAGUCCCCUGUUAUUUUAAGGAGAACUUGUGCACAAAUAUUGAAUUUUAAAAGCCUGUUAUAUUAAAUGAAGUGCCCUUUUAAUAUAGAUCACAUGGAAAAUUCAAUAAAUCAGAUUUUUUUUAUAUGAAUAAAGACUUGCUAAAGUGCCAAACAUUUUCUUCAUGCACCCUCUGUGACUUCUAGGAAGAGUAUAACCCACUUAAACCCAACAUUUCUCCAAGUUUUCACCAUCAUUGUAAAGCCCUAGUUAUUUUAUGCUUUGACAAAGUCGUUUCUGAAGAUUAUGAUUUAUUCCAUGUUAUUAGUGAUUGAUUUUAAGGGGGAAAAAACCCUGUCCCUCAUUUUAAGGUCAACCCUGUUACAUGAACAGAGAUCUCAUUUUAAUAUGGUGAAACUAUUCCUUUUUAAAUAUUUUUUUCAAGAGAGACAUUGAACAUCUCAUAGUCAAAUCAUAGAGUAAAAGCAGGUGAGCUGGUUCUACUCUUUUUGGCAAUUUUCUUGUGUUUUGUGGUCAAACUGAGCGGGUCGAGCAUAACACGUCAAUCCUGUUACACAUAGAUAGACAGGGUAGAAAUGUUUGAACAAUUUAAAAACAUUUUAAAGCUUGCACACAACAAGCUUCCAUUCCCCCUGUCACAAGGUGAUUUAUGGCUGAUUUAAGAUUGUCAUCAACCGUGUUACGGUCAAGCAAGUUACUUUAUUUGGCAAUUAUUAGGCACUUACUAUAGUAUAUAUAUAUUUUUUUACCUCUUGAGAUGGGGAAAAAAGUGUUUUUCAUUAAGUUGCACAUGUGCUCUUUAUGACAGAAUGUUACAAUUUGGUAAAAUAAUAUAAUAAAACACUCACCAAGUUACACUACUCAAAAGGUACCUAAUUGGUGGAACGACCCAAUAGAAGAUAAUCGCUAUCUCUCUUCCCUACAUUUCUUUGCUUCCUACAGCUGCUAAACCUCACUACACUAGAAAAUACAGCUCUGUUCUUCCCCACUCCUUAGAUCUCUCUCCACCCCACCCCCCCCCCCCAUCUUCCUUCUAUCUAUUCUCCAUGUCCAUAAUGCAGCGCCAACGCCAGCCUUUAGCGAGAUUAAUCCCUGGGCUCUCAAGAGAAAGAUCUGUUUUCAUAUCAAAGCAGGUGCUAUUAUUAGGAUUUGAUUAACUUGAGAGGCUGUCCUGUGCAUGUGCAUCCUAAAUGACACCCCUAUCCCUAUACAGCACUACUUUUGACCAGGGGUCAGGUACCAUAGGGGGCUGUUUGGGAUGCACCCUGAGUCUAGCUGUAUGGAUACUCGGGAUACUAGAGAUGCCCAGAGUGUAUAUAUGUUAUUGACCCAGUCAGUCCUGGCCAGUCAGCUCUAUACGCUUCCUUCCUGCUAGAAUUCACUCCUGUUUUCCCUGAUGGAAAUAAUACUGGUCUCCUUCACUCUGCCUUAUUGACCUCACCGCUACCCCUCAGGCAGCUCUCUGUGGCUCGGUGACUCACAUCCACCACAGGCUGAAUCACAUUGGCUCUUUGUUCUAUUAGAUUAGAGCUGGGGCUCUGAUGGCAUAUAUAUUUCACUUCUCUAUAAGAUGGGUUUUAUCUCUCCAGGCCCUAUUGCUCAAUCAGGGUUUCUGUCAUUUUGGUCUCCCGGUCUGUUGAGUGUAUUUCCUCAUCUCAUCACUUCUUUCUCUCUGUCUCUCCCGUUCCUUCUUUCACUCUCUCACCCCCUCUUUCUCCUCCCUCAUCUUCCUGUCUCCCUCUUUUUGUCUACACCCCCCCCCCCCCCCCCCCCCCCCCCCCCCCACUCCCUGUGCAGUGAGAUCAACAGGCUGGACCUGGGGCUGACGGUGGAGGUGUGGAACAAAGGGUUAAUCUGGGACACCAUGGUGGGCACCUUGUGGAUCCCCCUGCAAAACAUCCGCCAGUCCAAUGAGGUACGGUACGCCCGCCCUGCCCCCACCACCCUCCACCCUCCUGGGAGCACAAGGCGGUUUACCAGCAGCACAUCCGAGGCUCAGACACAAGUACAUCACAACACUAGACUGAUACGGUUUGUUGUCACGCCACAUCAAAGUGUUUAAGGUGGAACACACUUCAUAUCAGGGAUGAAAGGAGUUUAAAGAGAGUGUUCUUGGAUGGUAAAGAUGGAUAACCUACAGGGAGUGAAUUCCUCCGCUUUGAAACACUGUAACUAGGACUAUUUUUAGCAUCCUCCUAAGUGUUUGACUGGAAGAGGGAAAGUGUUACCCUGUACAGUAACAAUACAUGUUUGUGUGUGUGUGUGUGUGUGUGUGUGCUCAUGCUAGGACGGGCCGGGGCAGUGGCUGACACUGGACUCCCAGGUCAUCAUGGCUGAGAAUGAGAUCACCGGCACCAAAGACCCCACCUUCCACCGCGUGCUGCUGGACACCCGCUUUGAACUGCCAUUAGGUUAGUGUGUGUGUGUGUGUGUGUGUGUGUGUGUGUGUGUCCUUAGUGACUGACCAGUGAAUGGGUCUUUCUGCUUCAGACAUUCCAGAGGAUGAGGCUCGAUACUGGGCCAAGAAACUGGAGCAGCUCAACGCCAUGAGGGACCAGGACGUAAGGCAUCUCCUCCUCUCCUCCCUUUGUGUUUACAUCUUACCUGCCCGCCACAAGGCAGGGCUAUCAGUAAUUGCAAAAAUCAUCACUUACUCUAUGCAUUAAAUAUGAUGUAGACCCAUAACUCUCCUAGAUGCGGAUUACCUCAUGUUGGAUUAGCUGCAGUACAAUGUACAGUGUCAGUCAGCCGUAUUGUAAUCAGCUAUAUCUAUUGUGUGUGUGUGUGUGUUUGUGUGUUGCAGUACACGUACCAGGAGGAGGAGGAGAGACCACUGCAAGCGCCAUCAACACAAUGCUGUGAGUAGUAGACUCUUGAUACUGGCUUCACACCCUCUUUAAAUAUCCUCCUCCUUUUCACUUUGUUCCUGGCCCCCCUCUUCCUCCUUGUCACUCUCCCCCGUCUCCUCUUCCUCCUUGUCACUCUCCCCCGUCUCCUCUUCCUCCCUCUUUACUAUCCUCCCUUUCAUCCUCGACAUUCACAUAUUCACUUUACUCCUCCUCUUCUUCCUCUUCCUCCUCCUCUUCACUUUAUUCCUCCCUCUCCCCCUCUUCACUCUCCUCCUCCUGAGUCUUUGGGAAGCAGACUAGAGGGGAAGCAGCAGGCGGAUGGAGGGAGGGAGGGAGGGAGGGAGGGAGGGAGGGAGGGAGGGAUGGAAGGAGGGAGAAAAGCUGACAUGACGAAUCGAGCCAGCAGGCCUGCCUCAUAGUCAGCUCCACACACAGUGUUUUAUGGCUGCUAGCUGUGUGAUGGAUGUGUGCUGGCAUACUUUCACUGCCCUGUCAGACACAGCCCUGUCUGUCUGAUGACAGCCCAUGUGGGUGGGUGGUGACCACUGUGGAUGAGUCUGGGCUGUGGUGGAUGUUUGUCUGUCAGUGGGUGUGUUUGUGAGAGACCAGCCAUAAAGGUUGAUCAGUAUUAGUGUGUGUGAGUGCUUGUCCGCAUGCAUGCGUGUCUACGUGCUGUGUUUCAGUGAGUGUUUAUGGAUGGAGCCUGCGUAUGCGCUUUGAGUUAUGGGAUGCUGGGAUGAGAGUUAUGUCUGACUACCCACUGCUCUGUGCUAAUUACCACACCCUGGGCCCUCCAUCCGCCACAAGGUCAGCCAUCUUGCCUGCCCUGGCCUGCUCCCUCUCCCGCUCCACUCUGAGAUUUACACCCCAAACAGAUUGGUUCCUGGGGGCGCACCCUGACUUAUCUAUUUCCUGGUCAUACGGCUGCACAUUUUUUAACAUUUAAGUUUAUGGCUCAGGCCCAAAUCACAUAUUUCUGUGAUAACUUAUUACCUACUUACCCCCUGUCCUUGUAGGUAACUGGAGUCUGUGGGGAGACCAGCAAAGUAAGUUUUUCUAGCUUUUCUCACACAGUUUAGCAAACAAUGUCUGUUGACUCAAAUGGUACCUGGUACUGUAGGCCUAUAUUGCUAGGUUUUUAAAAUUAGUCACCACAUCCACUUACAGUAUAAGUCACCAAGCACAUACUAGCAUCAUGAGUAAAGAUGAACCCCACAUCAUGAUAAUAAUCAUAAUAUUUCAACCAUUUCGUGUGUAGAUGAGGAUCCAGACAGUGCGGUGGACGACAGAGACAGUGACUACCGCAGUGAGACUAGUAACAGCAUCCCUCCACCCUUCUACACCACAUCUCAGCCCAACGCCUCCAUGCACCAGUACCCCAUCCAGAGAGACCAGCGCUACUCCUCGCACACCUCCUACAACGGCUCCAUCCAAGAGCUGGACUACGACAACCAGAGACCCAUGAGGUAACCUAACCUCUCUCGUCCUGUCCUGUCAUCCUUACCUGGUUCAUUACCUGGUUCACUACUCAGGGUCUCAAUAGGGGGUUCGUCCCAAUAAGCUUCCUUUCAUUGUCUCCUCUCCUUCAUUUUAAACGUACCUUUAAGUUAUUUUGUUACAAGCUGCUCUCCUACAGUUGUACUAAUCUAAAAACAUGAAGGGUAGGUGGAAUGUAUAAGUCGUACCUUUUCCCUGUUCAGCUCUUUAAGAUAUGUGUGGGUGAAGGAAUGAGACGAGGAAAGGAAACUACGUUAGACUAUUGAGACGCACACAGCAUGGAUCUCACUCUCACCUCCUCUUCUUAGUCAAGGGAUCCAUAUUGACUUUGUCUCAUCUGGAGAUCAACACUCUAUUCACCACAGAAUAAAUCAGACUACUACAGAACAGAUUUUUGUUCACACUGUUGCUACAUGGUAACCUGUUGUCCCACUGUGACUUCACUCUCCAGAGCAUACUGCAGUGUGGCCUCACUAUACAAGCCUAAAGGAGCAGCCAUGCCGACCUUGUAUACAGGCCGUGUGGGAAGAGCCUCACUGACACCAUCACUGUGUGUGUGUGUGUGUGUGUACAUGUGUAUGAGUGUGCAUGUGUGUGUGUGUGGCUGAAAUACAGCCCCCUGUGAUCACUUAGCAACUUGUUUUCCCCCCCAAAAAAACAAGUGUGUUUUUUUGUCUUUACAUCUGUUGUUCAAAGGCACAAAUUCACUCAAACUCAUGCCUUGCUUGGGGCAGCCACAUAAUUGCAUAAAGGCUUCUCUCAACAGUGAUUCUGUUUUUAGCCAUAUGAACCUGCAAGGUCCACUAUAGCUAAAACCAACCACUCACUUCUCUAUCUGUCUAUCUCUGUCUGGCUCCUUGGUCAGUGCCAGUGGUCUUUAUGCAGUAGGUUUGCCAGGCAGUGUGUGGUUCAGUUUGGUGUUGUGGAUGUUGCUGUGUGUCUUUGAAAAGCCCCAGGCCAGACUGUACUGAUGCUCCUCCUCUCCUGCCUCUCCCCCUUCCUGCCAGACGCUAUGAUAGUUUAGACUCGGCCACCAACGGGCGCAGCGAUCUCGAUUCAGCCUCAGGUUCGAGCCGGCGCACCAGCCGCCAGUACUCUCUAGACAGUAGGCACUCGCUCUCCGAUAGGUGGGUCUCUGCACCUCCUCUCCACCUCUUCCUCCUCUUCCUCUUCCUCCAGCCUGUGACUCCGUCCGUGGUCUCGCUGUGACGUCAGUGGUGGAAUAGUCCUGUCCUCCUCGCUCGCUGUGCUUGCAUGCAUGUGUUGUUCAACUCCCUCUCUCUACUACGUAUCUACGUUCCGAUCCUGUAUCUACCUGAUAAUAACUACUGUAUACACACCGGAAUCACACACACAUGAUCUACCCUCUCUCUGUCGUACAUCUGUCGUGAAAUGUGAAUGAGUUCCUCUGUUGUGUGUGUUGUUAUCUAGGAAGUUGGAGGCAUAGGGGAGCAGUUUGGCUAAGUUGAUGUGAGUUGCAGUGUUAAAGUGUUAGUGUGUUCUGUGUGGCUCCUCUGCCUCCUCUGUCUCUCAGUGGCAGCAUGUUAUUACCUCCUCCUCCUACGGUGCCUCAGUGACAAGUCCUCUCUGUGAUUAACUACGCAGCUCAGGCUUCCCCCAGCCAGAGCCAGCCGUACUGUUGGCCAAGGACCCUGGCCCCGGCUCUGGGGUGGCAGGAGGCAUGCCUGUUCAGAAUUAAUAGUAGCCUAUCAGAGAUGGGAAGACACAUGUCCUCCUGUAUGUGCCACUGUACUUCUCUCCUGCUGUGUUUGGUGUUUGAGAAGGAAAAUGCAGGUUUCUGUCGGACAGCUCAGUGAAAGAGCUGUGUGUGUCCUUGUGGGUGUACUAAAGAGAGAGAGAGAGAGAGAGAGAGUUUGCAUGCGUGUGCGCUUCUUGAUCAAGUAGCAGGAUUCUGUAUUACGUUUUGUGCAUAUGCCAUGUGUAUUUCUAUGUGUGUGUGUUGGUUUCCUCAGGUGUUCUGUUUUCCUAUCUGCGUUCAGCCUAGGUUCCUGUCUCCUAGCUCUCACACAGACACAUACAGCCCAGGGUUGUUUAACUCUCCCCUCUUUCUUUACUCCCCCUGUACCGCUUCAUGCAUUAUUGAACCUUCACUGCUUUAAUCGAUAGUGUGUAAAGGAGUGGACUUGUGUGUGUGUGUGUGUCUCUCUCUCUCUCUCUCUCUCUCUCUCUCUCUCUCUCUCUCUCUCUCUCUCUCUCUCUCUCUCUCUCUCUCUCUCUCUCUCUCUCGCUCUCUCUCUCUGGUCUCUCUGUUUCUCUCUCUGUUUCUCUCUCUCUCUCAUCUCAUCUCUCUCUAGCUCUCUCUCUCUCUCUAUCUCUCUCUCUCUCUAUCUCUUCUCUCUUCUUUCUCUCUCUCUCUUCUCUCUCUCUCUCUCCUCUCUCCUACUCUCUCUCUCUCUCUCGCUCAUCUCUCUCUCUCUUCUCUACGUCUCUGUCUCUGUCUUCUGUCUUUCUCUCGUCUCUGUUCGUCUCUCUCUUCUCUGCUCUCUUGCUCUCUCUCUCUACUCUCUCUCUGUUCUCUCUCUGUCUCUCUCGUCUCUCUUGUUCUCUCUCUCUCUCUCUCUCUCUCUCUCUCUCUCUCUCUCUUCUCUCUCUCUCUCUCUCUAUCACUCUCUUUCCCUUCUCACUAAUAGCCUCAUUCAUCAUAGUUGAAUAAAAUCCCCCUCUUUUGUCUGCUAAAAAGAGGCAGUUUCAGCCUGCCUCUCUCUCUCUCCACUCAUAUUUUCUCCCUCUACCCCUCUCCCUCUGCUCUCUUUCACUCUAUCUGCUUGCUCUCUCUCUCAUCACCUCUCUCAUCACCUCACCUGAAUGGGUGCCAUUACUUGUCAAGGCUGUUUACCUCAUGUCUUGUUUCGCUGUUUAUUGUGUUGGCUCAGGGUGUUUGUGAAUCUCUGCUCUGUUGAAUAUGCAGAUUUGUAUGUGGCGUGUGAUCAGAGCACCCACCAAUAAUCUCUCUCUCUACUAAAAAUGAAGACUUCCCUGUUACUACACCACAUAACCCCCAAACUCAUGCAUCUGAACACAUACUAGCCUAUCCCUAGGUCCAGGAUGCCUUAGUUUGUUCCUCUCCCCUUUAUCCUAGGUUAACUGUGCUCCCUCACUUUAGUCCCCAAAAAGAAUGUUCCCUUAACAUGCGCUCUGGGCCCAUUUGGUUGUUUAUUUCUUUAGUGUUUUUCGUCCCCGUUCUGCUCCAUGUGUCUGUGUAUCUGACUGUGGUCCAUCUGUCUAUCUGUCUACAGUCCUACAGGAAGCAGUCGCUAUGCCUCCUCUGGGGAGCUGAGUCGAGGCAGCUCCCAGCUCAGUGAGGAGUUUGGCCCUGAGAACGAGGGGAGCCUGAGGGGCUCUGUGGAGCUCUACGACGAGAACGACUCUUACCACUCCUGCCACUCCUCUGUCAGCUACGACAAGGAAUCGGCUGGCUGGGACCCCGAUGAGCCCGAGGUGGUGUACAGCGACGAAGGGGGCUAUGUCAAAGAUGGCGGGGAGGAGGGGGCUAUUUACGAUGAGGAGGAGGGCGAGCUCUACGAGCCCGAGGAGGGAGAGGGGGAGUUCAACUAUGAGGGAGAGGAGGAGAUGAUUUACGAAGAAGAUGAAGAUCUCUACCCUCUGGACGGCACGCUCAGCGAGGACCAGGAGCCGCCCUACUCCCCCACCCCCACAAGCACGGCCCCCACGCUGGCCCCCGAGGCCUCCAUCACCAGGCCCCCUCUGGAGAAACAGGCCUCUCUGAGAGAGCAGCAGCCUGAGCCCUCCACCCUGGCCCCCACCACCCAGGCCCAGACCAUGCCCCCUGUCCAGCCCCCUGUCACCACAGCCUCCACCAAGCCUCCAUUCACCCCCAUGAUCCAUCCAUCCCUCAUCCAGUCCCCAGUGCCCACAGCCCAGCCCCCUGCUGCAGACACCCAGCCUCCAGUGUCUGAUGCCCUGGAUGAUAUCCUCCUAGACCUCCAAGAGGAAGAGCCUCUGUCUUUAGAGCAGGAGGUCCCUGUGGUGGAGAGCCCCCCAGCAGAAGUCCCAGCAGAGAAGAGCGAGACUCCUGUUGUCAGGUGAACCCUCAACCAUCCACUUCUGUAGUUAUAUACAGUGGGGGAAAAAAGUAUUUAGUCAGCCACCAAUUGUGCAAGUUCUCCCACUUAAAAAGAUGAGAGAGGCCUGUAAUUUUCAUCAUAGGUACACGUCAACUAUGACAGACAAAAUGAGAAAAAAAAUCCAGAAAAUCACAUUGUAUAAUUUUUUAUGAAUUUAUUUGCAAAUUAUGGUGGAAAAUAAGUAUUUGGUCAAUAACAAAAGUUUCUCAAUACUUUGUUAUAUACCCUUUGUUGGCAAUGACACAGGUCAAAUGUUUUCUGUAAGUCUUCACAAGGUUUUCACACACUGUUGCUGGUAUUUUGGCCCAUUCCUCCAUGCAGAUCUCCUCUAGAGCAGUGAUGUUUUGGGGCUGUCGCUGGGCAACACAGACUUUCAACUCCCUCCAAAGAUUUUCUAUGGGGUUGAGAUCUGGAGACUGGCUAGGCCACUCCAGGACCUUGAAAUGCUUCUUACGAAGCCACUGCUUCGUUGCCCGGGCGGUGUGUUUGGGAUCAUUGUCAUGCUGAAAGACCCAGCCACGUUUCGUCUUCAAUGCCCUUGCUAAUGGAAGGAGGUUUUCACUCAAAAUCUCACGAUACAUGGCCCCAUUCAUUCUUUCCUUUACACUGAUCAGUCGUCCUGGUCCCUUUGCAGAAAAACAGCCCCAAAGCAUGCUUCCACCCCCAUGCUUCACAGUAGGUAUGGUGUUCUUUGGAUGCAACUCAGCAUUCUUUGUCCUCCAAACACGACGAGUUGAGUUUUUACCAAAAAGUUCUAUUUUGGUUUCAUCUGACCAUAUGACAUUCUCCCAAUCCUCUUCUGGAUCAUCCAAAUGCACUCUAGCAAACUUCAGAUGGGCCUGGACAUGUACUGGCUUAAGCAGGGGGACACGUCUGGCACUGCAGGAUUUGAGUCCCUGGCGGCGUAGUGUGUUACUGAUGGUAGGCUUUGUUACUUUGGUCCCAGCUCUCUGCAGGUCAUUCACUAGGUCCCCCCGUGUGGUUCUGGGAUUUUUGCUCACCGUUCUUGUGAUCAUUUUGACCCCACGGGGUGAGAUCUUGCGUGGAGCCCCAGAUCGAGGGAGAUUAUCAGUGGUCUUGUAUGUCUUCCAUUUCCUAAUAAUUGCUCCCACAGUUGAUUUCUUCAAACCAAGCUGCUUACCUAUUGCAGAUUCAGUCUUCCCAGCCUGGUGCAGGUCUACAAUUUUGUUUCUGGUGUCCUUUGACAGCUCUUUGGUCUUGGCCAUAGUGGAGUUUGGAGUGUGACUGUUUGAGGUUGUGGACAGGUGUCUUUUAUACUGAUAACAAGUUCAAACAGGUGCCAUUAAUACAGGUAAUGAGUGGAGGACAGAGGAGCCUCUUAAAGAAGAAGUUACAGGUCUGUGAGAGCCAGAAAUCUUGCUUGUUUGUAGGUGACCAAAUACUUAUUUUCCACCAUAAUUUGCAAAUAAAUCAUUAAAAAUCCUACAAUGUGAUUUUCUGGAUUUUUCCCCCUCAAUUUGUCUGUCAUAGUUGACGUGUACCUAUGAUGAAAAUUACAGGCCUCUCUCAUCUUUUUAAGUGGGAGAACUUGCACAAUUCAUGGCUGACUAAAUACUUUUUUUCCCCACUGUAGUAAUGCUGGCCAGAACACCAUUUACUAUUUACUACAACUUUUACCUCUACACAACUAUUUACUACAACUUUUACCUCUACACAAAAUGACUACAACUUGUACGUGUCGACAAACGAGUGACUACAACUUUACUCACACAAAGAUUACUAGAACUUUACCUACAAAAACGAUGGACACAACUUGACCGACACAACAGUACUACAACGUGCACGCUGACACAACUAGUUACGACAACUGGUUACCUCUACACAACAUUUACAAACUUCACCUCUACACAACUAUUUACACAACUUCACCUCUACACAACUAUUACUGCAACUUUAUUCUACCAACUAUUUACUACAACUUUACCUCUACACAAUAUACUACAACUUACGUCGACACAACGAGUACUACAACUACCGUACACAAUAAAAAUGCACACAACAAAAUUACCGCGACACAACUAUUUACGACAACUUCACCUACACAACUAUGACUACAACUUCACCCUACACAAUAGUUACUACAACUUUUACCUCUACACAACUAUUUACUACAACUUUUACCUCUACACAACUAUUUACUACAACUUUCACCUCUACACAACUAUUUACUACAACUUUUACCUCUACACAACUAUUUACUACAAGUUUCACCUCUACACAACUAUUUACUACAACUUUUACCUCUACACAACUAUUUACUACAACUUUUGCCUCUACACAUCACAUUGUACUACAAUAUACUUUUAUUACUAUCCACUACUGCCUUUAAAACAGAGCGAAGUUAGAUUAUUUUCUACCAUCUAAGUAUCUUCACAAUGAAUGAGCACCAGUCUGAAUACCCCUGUACAUUUCUCUCCCAGCUAUCAAAGGCCCAUCAUGGAGCCUGGUCCAGACAGGGCCAGGGCCAACUGGCAACGGCUCUGCAGCAAGGUCCGACUACAGCUGCAGCAGGUGAGACAGCCUGUGUGUGUGUGUGUGCGAGUGCGAGUGCGAGCGCGACAUGGACUCAUGGAUAGACGUAAGUAACAUAGUAAACGUAAAUCCUCCAUUUAGUAUGAUAUGUUAUGUUUCGUAUGGUAUUAAUUUGUGGGUGGCCAUCAUCCAUUUCGUAUGAUAUGUUAUGAAUUACGAUAUGUAUGACUUGUUACAAAUUCCACUUUAUGGUGGUUAAUAUUUGCUAGGAGGUUAACUUUAGCUAGGCUAGGGGUUAAGGUUAGGGUUAGGGGAAGGGUUAGCUAACAUGCUAAGUAGUUACAAAGUACCUAAAAAGUAGUAAGUUCCAAAGGGUUCCAAAAAGGUUGCUAAUUAGCCAAAAUGCUAAAGUUGUCCGUGAUUCGAACACCCAACCUUUGGGUUGCUAGACAUUCGCGUUAUAUGCCCACCCAUCCUCCCCAACCAACCUCCUUCCUUAUAUUUUAACCUUCUUUCUUAUGUAACCAUACCAAAUGUAACAUAUCAUACUAAUUUUAGUGUCACAGAUUUACAUUUACUAUGUUACGUCUAGUCUUUGAGACCAGGCUGGUGUACGUGGGUGAGUAUGGAUGGACUUUCUAUGUGGCUGCUCUCUCCGUUUCUCGCCAUAAUGCUGUCACUCCUUCAUAUGUCCCUGCCCUGAAAUGUAUCUUCUGACAUCUGUGCCUCUUCAGUUUUGUUUCAUUCACUUCUUAAUCCUCUGGUGGUCUGUCAUUAAUUCCAGUUUAUAUUAUCCUUUAAAUUGUAAUCCAGUGGUUAUUUUUGCCUGGCUUUAUUUUGUUAAGAUAAUAGUUUGUUUACCCCUGUUUGUAUACCAUUUCAUUUGUUUUCUUUUCAGUUUUUUUGCCACCCCCAUAGCGAUUUGCAUGUUGUCCGUUCUGAUUGGCCAGGGCUGGAGCCGACUGCCAGGUGGGUGUGUCCGUGGUUGCUUGUGAGCGCUGCUGGUGACAAUAACGUGAAUGUCAGUGUUUUUGCGUCGUGCUCUGAACACAUAGAGAGAUAAAGAGCAUGUCUUCCUGUUAUAGCACAGAUAGAAUUACUGGAAUGGUACUGCAGAUAAGGAUCUGUCACAAAUCCACUUUCAACCAUGGCCUUCAAACACAAAGGCCUCCCGACUGACGUCAAUGGACAGUGAAAUCACCCGAGGCAUCGCUCUCUUGUCUCUCUUCAGUGUUUUAUGGCUGACAUUAUGGACUGUUUUCUGCCCAAUUAAACACAUCAUUUUGAUUUUAUAGUAAUAAACUGUGGGAGACUCCAUCUUUGUUAUUGUAGCGAGACAGACAGCUAGUGGCAGAUAUGAGAUGUAGUAGACCUAAUAAAACCAUUUCCAGGCAUACUAUGUGCCAAUCACUCCUCACCCUGUCUCACCCCUCUCUCCCCCUUAUCUCCACAGGCAAGAGGGGAGUCGGUUGGGAUUUGCUCCCUGUUGCUAUCAGCAGGGUAAGUGUCUGUCACUAUCACACCCACAAGCAUGCUAAUAAAGCUUCACAACAUGAAAAAAUAACACAACUGCAUGACAUUUUGAGCAAAUAAUUGGAGUGCAGUUGGUCCCAGAUCUGUUUGUGUUGCAUAUGGUCAUUGUCAUACAAACAUGGCUAUACAGCAUAAAUCAAUCUGGGAUUAGGUUAAAGUAUUUGUUGCUCUAAUUUACAGUGUGUUUAUAUGUUAGUGGUGGAAGUGGAUGAGGAUUUUGUGAUAAUAGGAGUGCUGUGUUUGUGUGGUUUUUCCCCGUGCAGGGUGGGUGGGGCGCUGUAUAGCAUUGACAGCAUGCCGGACCUCCGCAAGAGGAAAGCCAUGCCUCUGGUCAGGGACCUGGUCAGUGUAAGUUCUCUCUAUCUCUCUCUCGCUCUCUCUCUCUCUCUCUCUCUCUCCUCUCUCUCUCUCUCUCUCUCUCUCUCUCUCCCCCCCCCCUUUCUUUCCGGUCCCAGGGACCGUCACUCUGUCCUCUCCUCUCUCUGACUGCUCACCCUGGAUGUGUGGUAUGUUAACCAAUUGAAUGCUAGAGGAGAGUAGAGAAAAUAAUCCUGGAUAGCUACAUCCUGCUGUACUGUACGUGAACUCUUAGAAAAAAGGGUUAUUUGGUUGUCCCCAUAGGAGAACCCUUUUUGGUUCCAAGUAGAAUCCUAUUGGGCUCCAGAUGGAGUAAUGCCACAGGGGCUUACUAGGCUAUUAAACUCACACCAAAUAGAUGGCCUAGUCCUUGUUCUAUCCAUCCUUGCCAAUUGAUCUGACUUCAAGGUUUUGCGUUGAAUAGCUCUGACAAGCUGGAGGCCUGCCAGACUAUACUUCCAGCCCAGCGCUCAGGUGGCUCGGGUCCAACGUGAGCUGUAAUGAAGAAUUACCAUACCGGACAAAAUCGCUCAGCACUUUGUCUCUAUGAAUCCAGCUUACUGUCAAACUGUACACCCCCCCACACACACACUAACUGCCUGAGUCUGAUUCAUCCAGACCAGGUAAUGUGCUGACUGGAACUGAAUCUGAAUGUGCAACAAAGCCAGACUAAUAUUCGGCCAGUGUUCUCAGACACGGAAGUAUGGGCAGGACGAUGGCUCUCUCCCCUAAUGCUGACUACCUGUGUCUCUCAGACAGUGUCCUAACUCUCUGGGUUUUAAUGGUGUGUAUACUUCAACAUUGUUAAGGAAGUACGUUCGUUUUCCACUCUGUCCUUAAGGGCCUUUGUCCUACCCGUGUACAAGACUGUUUACAUGCCAUGUUUUCGUCUUGUGUGAUUAAUAGGUCUAGAUCUUUCCUCCCACCCAGUAUUUCAUCAACAAAAUCAAUAACUCUCCCCGAUCUAGUGAUUUUUCUGUCCCUUGGCACAUUUAUCACGAUCACUCUGUAUCUGUUUUGAAAUCGCCAUUGUGGCCAUGUUUGUGUCUGUAGCUAGAGUUGUUUGACAUGCCCCUUUUAACACUUGUUUCUCGUUCUGUUUCCUCCUUCCUUCACAUGCACUGUUACAGGCUAUGGUGAGUAACACUGGGUUCCAAAUGAAAAGGGAAUGUUGAAGCACUUUCAUUUCAGAUACCCAUGACCCCUUGUUUCUUAUAAACACUUGGGGAGAAUACAGCUGGACUGCAUUAUGACCUACUGGCUUAGAUGCUGUACUGAGAUGUAUUUUGUUCCAAACUAUGUUGAAAGAUAUUAAAGUAUGUAUCAAGAACAAUAUAAUUUUCUCUUUGAGCAAAAUCGAAGUUGUCACUAUGUUUUAAAAGUGCUUAUUGAAUGUAUUUCAAUCCCAGUAUGUACUGAACUACUAUAUUUUAAUCUUAUCUCUCCAUUCAUUGUCAUUCACUCCAUCCAUUAUUUUACCCCCCUGCCUGCCCUACCUCAGUCCCUGGCUCAGAACUCCAGGAAGGCAGGGAUUACAUCAGCCAUGGCGUCCAGCACUCUCAAUAAUGAGGAACUGGUGCGUUUCUGGCUCUUUCUUUUCUCUACUCACAGUAUAUGCAGAUAGUGAACUUUUUUCUCUCUCUCCAUGUACUCAUAGAUUCCACUAAGUCUCUGACUAUAACUUCUCUCUCCUCUUCUGUUUCCUUCUCUUGUAGAAGAGCCAUGUGUACAAGAAGACCCUGCAGGCUCUGAUCUACCCCAUCUCCUGCACCACGCCCCAUAACUUUGAGGUGUGGACAGCCACCACUCCCACCUACUGCUACGAGUGUGAGGGGCUGCUGUGGGGCAUCGCCCGCCAGGGCAUGAGAUGUACCGAGUGCGGGGUCAAAUGUCACGAUAAGUGCCAGGACCUACUCAAUGCUGACUGCCUGCAAAGUAAGUAGAGCCAUGUUGAUGUUGCUCAGUGAGUCGUAAAGUUUUGUUCAGUUAGUGCCAAAACAUAAUACAGUGCCCUCCACUAUUAUUGGCACCCCUGUUUAAGAUGUGGUCGAGGACUUCCAAAAAUUCUCCUUUUUUUUUAAACAACAUAGAACCCAAAUGCAAAAAAAGAGAAAAAUCCAACCUUUUAUUUAAGUACAUUACUUUGGUGGUAAAAAAUAUUCACACAUUUAGAAGAGAACAUUUUUUUGAAAUCAUGUGUCCCACAAUUAUUGGCACCCCUAACAAUUCCGCUGAAAAUUUUAAUUGAUUUUUUUUUAAAUAUAUUUUUCUGUAGUUGCUAAAGUUGGUCAGGGUAUCUAGGAACUUUUAAUUAGUAAUUCAUGACUUCCUGUUUCCCUGGGGUAUAAAUAUGACGUGACACAGAGGCCUUAUUCUCUUACCCAUUUGUCAACAUGGCAAAGACAAGAGAACACACCAUUCAAGUAAGGCAGAUUUGUGUCGACCUUCAUAAGUCAGGCAAUGGCUACAAGAAAAUAGCCACUCGCCUUAACUUGCCCGUAUCUACAGUCAGAGGAAUCAUUAAGAAGUUUAAAACAACUGGAACAGUGACAAACAAGGCUGGAAGAGGUCCCAAGUUUAUCUUGCCACAACGCACAGUGAGGAGGAUGGUAAGAGAAGUAAAAAAAAGUCCUAAGCUCACUGUCACAGAAUUGCAUCAAAGAGUGGCAUCUUGGGGUCACAAAGUCUCCAAAACAACCAUCAGACGCUCUCUACAUGCCAACAAGCUGUUUGGGAGGCAUGCAAGGAAAAAGCCUUUUCUCACUAACACUCACAAACGUAAACGUCUGGAGUUUGCUAAGCGGCACUGGGACUUCAACUGGGAUCGUGUGCUUUGGUCAGAUGAGACUAAGAUUGAGCUUUUUGGCAACAAACACUCUAAGUGGGUCUGGCGUAAAACAAAAGAUGAGUAUGCCGAAAAGCACCUCAUGCCCACCGUGAAGUAUGGUGGAGGAUCUGUGAUGCUGUGGGCCUGUUUCUCUUCCAAAGGCCCUGGGAACCUUGUUAGGGUGCAUGGCAUUAUGAACGCUUUGAACUACCAGGACAUUUUAAAUAAAAACCUGAUGGCCUCUGCCAGAAAGCUGAAGAUGGGUCGUCAUUGGGUCUUUCAGCAGGAUAAUGAUCCAAAACAUGUGGCAAAAUCUACACAAAAAUGGUUCAGCAGUCACAAACUCAAGGUCCUCCCAUGGCCAUCUCAGUCCCCAGACCUCAACCCAAUCGAAAACCUGUGGGGCGAGCUAAAGAGGAGAGUGCAUAAGAGAGGACCCAGGACACUGGAUGAUCUAGAAAGAUUGUGCAAAGAAGAAUGGUCAAAGAUCCCUCUCUCUGUGUUCUCCAAUCUUGUGAAAUGUUAUAGGAGGAUAUUAAGUGCGGUCUUGUUGGCAAAAGGGGGUUGUACAAAGUAUUAACAUCAGGGGUGCCAAUAAUUGUGGGACACAUGAUUUCAAGUUAAUUUUUUUCUAAAUGUGUGAUUAUUUUUUUUUACACCAAAGUAAUGUACUUAAAUAAAAGGUUGGAUUUUUCUCUUUUUUUGCAUUUGGGUUCUAUAUUGUUUUUAAAAAAAGGAGAAUUUUUGGAAGUCCUCGACCACAUCUUAAACAGGGGUGCCAAUAAUUGUGGAGGGCACUGUAUAGUGGUAAAACAUGAAAAAUAAAGUUGGAAAAAAUGUGGUUAUAGGUUUGUAGUACGGUAACUAACAACACCGAACAUGUGAGGUUACUUCUGUCAUUUACCUUACCGACUGCUGCUUUGGAUAAGAGUUGUUAACUAAAAGGCCCCUUUGACUGUUAUACUUCAAACUCUGUCCUCCUCUCUCCUACAUCUCUCAUCCCACUCUCCUUGUCCUCCCCCCUCUCAUUUUCUCACUCCCACUCUGCUGUCUCUGGCACUUUCUAUCUUGUUUGGUUUUUCUGGAAAGGAAAUUAAAAGCCAUUUUUCUUUCCUUGACAUCCUCUCCACCUUUCCAACUCUUCAUGGGCGUUUCACAGGUCUGCAGAUACUGCCAGAGUACACAUCCAUAAAUCAUACUGUGUACUCUGUCUCACAGUGUUCUGAUGAUAGGGCACAUUUGUUCUUAUAGAUCAAAUCUAAUCAAGAUGUAUUUGAAGUGCAUUUAAAAUUGCAACGUAUUUUACAGCAAAACAAUAAAAAAUGCAGGAGAUGAAGUAAAAAAACGACAGAAGGCAAUAAAAGAGAUGAAUAAAAGAACAAUAAAACAAAAAGAACAGUAAAAACAUAACAUGGUUGAUGUUAUGCAUCAUUUGUAUACAUUCAUCCAAUGUUUAUUCCCUUCAACCCAAAGAAAACUGUUCAUGUCCUCCACACAGCAUAAUAAAAACCUUCUAACUUCGAAUGUAACUCGAUGAAUCAAAUCUGACCCUCAUCGCUCUUGUCUACCUCAGGGGCAGCGGAAAAGAGUUCUAAGCAUGGGGCGGAGGACAGAACCCAGAACAUCAUCAUGGUUCUGAAGGACAGGAUGAAGAUCCGGGAGAGGAACAAGCCAGAGAUCUUUGAGCUGAUCCAGGAGGUGUUUGCCAUGGUCAAAGCCACUCACGUCACCUACAUGAAGCAGAUCAAACAGAGCGUACUAGACGGCACCUCCAAGUGGUCGGCCAAGAUCAGCAUCACAGGUGAGAGAGAGAGAGGGAAGAUACCAGGGCUUCAGAGGGAGUGCUGAUCUAGGAUCAGGUCCUCCCUGUCCGAAUCAGAAUCACAAAAAUGAUCUUAUUCAUUAUGAUCUAAAAGGCCAAACUGAUCCAAGCAGUCCUAUUCUGAGACGCUUUGUGAAUAGUAUGAGUCCAGAACCAUCCAUUUGUAAAGCUCUGGCAGAUGCCAUUGGGAGUCUGACUCCAUCACGAGUCACGACACACAUCAUCCACCUCUCUCCUCUUGAUUGUUUGCGUUCCAGUUCUAUUUGUUGUAAAGGUCAUACUGUGCUGUAGACCGUUGAGUCACUGUCUGACACGAAGGAGACGAAUCAGAUAAGUCCCUUGAACGUCUAUAUGAGGAGGGAUGAGUGAUAUUCGUCUGUAGGUAGGAAGGGCAAAAAAUCAGAAUAGGUCAAUGGGAGUAUAUGGAAGGGAGAACUCUCUCCACCUAGCCUCAUAAACUAGACUGACCGCUGUGUAGUGGUCCGUCUGUUUAAACAAGCUAUGCUCCAGCCACACUGACCACCUGAUGCUGUCCCCUCCACAGUGCUGUGUGCCCAGGGCCUUCAGGCCAAGGAUAAAACCGGCACGAGUGACCCUUACGUCACGGUCCAGGUGGGCAAGACCAAGAAGAGGACCAAGACCAUCUACGGCAACCUCAACCCUGUCUGGGAGGAGAACUUCAACUUGUGAGUACUAUAAGAGAGAGAAAGUACUGGACUGAAAUAACAUUGAAGGUUGUGUAUUCACAGGUUAUGAAUGGGUCACAAUUAAUGCAUAUGUCCAACUCUGAACCCAUAUGAAUAGAUGGGAUUGGUGGGUCCUUCAAACAGGAAAUGACAUAGUGGCGUCUUCCUGUCUCGCUCUCUCUUUCUCUCUGUAGUGAGUGCCACAACUCCUCGGACCGGAUCAAGGUGCGGGUGUGGGACGAGGAUGAUGAUAUCAAGUCUCGGGUGAAACAGAAGUUCAAGAGGGAGUCAGAUGACUUCCUGGGUCAGACCAUCAUCGAGGUCCGCACGCUGAGCGGAGAGAUGGACGUCUGGUACAACCUGGGUCAGUAGGGGAAAGACCUGGGGAAACAUUCACUUUGUUGAAGCUCUACUUGUAAUUCUAAUACUAUGUGUCAAUUAAUCCCAUAAGGGAUUGGUUGCCAACUGGCGAUUUGACAUGAAAAUAAAAUGUCAUUCAUUCUAAACUAAUAAACCAAAUCAUUGAGUCCAUAAAAUGACUUUCUAGGUAUCCAUUAGAUGAGGCACACUUGGUGAACUAAUUUGGGUGAAAGGUUGAGGUCUUUAUUAAAGAUAGUUGUUGUUAGGUUGACUGUGGUAUGUGUUGACUGAGGGUCUUGUCUUUUGUCCCUCUCUGCAGACAAGCGUACAGACAAGUCAGCCGUGUCUGGUGCCAUCAGGAUGCACAUCAAUGUAGAGAUCAAAGGAGAGGAAACAGUCGCUCCAUAUCAUGUCCAAUACACCUGUCUGCACGAGGUAAGCUGUGUGUGUGUGUGUGUGUGUGUGUGUGUGCGUGAUUAUGCGCGCGAGCGUGUGUGUGCUCAUGCCUUCAGGUGGCAAGUGAGAUUAAUGAGCCCAGUCAUCUUGGUUCAUUUAGCUGACUGAUGUAGCAGUCUUUCAUUGAAGUGGCCGUUUCAGAUUAAACAGAAGUUAAUAUCCCAUAAAAGUGUCACUGUCUGCAUUGCUCUAUCAAGAUUAAGACCACAUCAGAUAUAAAAUACCACAGCUAUUUCUCCCUCCGACCUUCUUCAAAUAUGGAAUUAUCUACCAUAGUUAUGCUAAAUGAUCAUUCCCUAUAUCAGAGUUCUCCAAGUUUUGUGAGACCAAUAUUUUAUUUUUUUAGUUCAUUUUAUUUUGUAUUUUAUUAUUGGACAUUAAAAGACUGUAAAAUAAAACCAGCAAAUCAGCUCCAAGUGAUUUUAAUUUAGGAAAUCUGUUCCAAAGUAUUCCCAUGCAUAAUAGAGAGAUAUGUGAUCAUAUACAAAGUUUGAAAUUAUUAUGUUUUAGUCAAAUAUUAUAUCUGUUUGGGCUUCUUGCGGUCAAUUUGCAGUAUACAAACUAUUUGUAAUUAUGUUCUGUCCCCCUGACCAUACGCUCAAGAAAACCCAUGGCUAAAUCUAGUGGAUGAUCACUGUCCUAUAUCGAGUCAUUACUUGGUCCAUUACUCAGGACAUAGUUUGCAAACAACUGAACCUAAACAGAGCUAAAAGUACUAUUGAAUUGCACUGUAAAUAGAUGAUCUGUAGCAAAUUCUCUUAAUCUACACAAUGGCUUAACACACAUUGUAAUGGUGAGUCGUCGCACUGCAUGAUUCAGAUCUUUAUGUACUCUCUAAGCAGAAACGGACAAACACGAUUUGAGAAAAUGAACUGCAAUUUUUAGUGGCACCAGUUGACUUUUAGCUAGGUCUUUUUAAUUUGUCUAAAUUUGCACUAAGAAUUUGAACAUAAAAUCAACUGAUCCAUUUCUAAUGAAAGUCAUGUAAUGAAUGGCAGCCCUGGCCUGAAUUAAUAAUGAAUUGAACAACCCACUGAGCACUGAGCAGUCAGUCAGUCAGUUAUAGAGUAUGACGUGCUCUGCUCUGCUCUCCUGCUCAGACAUAUUCACCCUGAGAUCAUGCCCACCUGUAUUCAGCCUUAGCCAUUUCAACUCAUUGAAAUCAUAGUCUGGAUUGAUUAAACCCUGCAUUUCUCUUCCUCACUCUCUCUCCCUCCCCAGAACCUCUUCCACUUUGUCACAGAUGUGCAGAGCUCUGGUGUUGUGAAGAUUCCUGAUGCUAAAGGGGAUGAUGCGUGGAAGGUGUACUUUGAUGAGACUCCUCAGGAGAUAGUGGAUGAGUUUGCCAUGCGCUACGGAGUGGAGUCCAUCUACCAGGCUAUGACGUGAGCUCAAAUUUACCCACCCUGUCACUGGCACUUAGCAAUAGCAUACACAUUGCCAGAUUGUAAUGUGUUGACGAGGGCACAUAGUUCAUAGUUGUGUUUAGGAUGAUACUGUGGUAUAACAUCACAAGGGAAUGCUUGGGUUUUAUAUGAGUCAGCUUCAUUAAUACCAAAGUGAUAAUGUUUAUGCCGUGUGUGUGUUCUCCCUCAGUCACUUUGCCUGCCUGUCGUCUAAGUACAUGUGCCCGGGGGUUCCCGCGGUAAUGAGUACCCUGCUGGCCAACAUCAAUGCCUACUACGCCCACACCACCCAGGCCACCAACAACGUGUCGGCCUCUGACCGCUUUGCCGCAUCCAACUUCGGGGUGAGUCACCCCAAAUUAAUGAGGGGUGGAUAGAGACAAAAAAGAUAAUGCAAUGCCUCAACUCCGUGUUUAAGGUGAGCCAAUGGAUAUGCUAGCUCUUAGGCUAAUGUGUUGUGGUGUUUAAUUUUUUUUUUUAUUACAGAAAGAACGAUUUGUGAAGCUCCUGGAUCAACUCCACAACUCUCUGAGGAUUGACCUGUCCAUGUACCGG